Fusarium pseudograminearum CS3096 is the source of this 109-nucleotide messenger RNA. RefSeq lists its product as uncharacterized. The record is from RefSeq and is a predicted model, not a curated record. NCBI's taxonomy places the organism in Eukaryota, Fungi, Ascomycota, Sordariomycetes, Hypocreales, Nectriaceae. The annotation marks the transcript as partial. The transcript has a single exon.
AGAGAGAGAGGAGGAAGAGAGAGAGGAGGAAGAGAGAGAGGAGGAAGAGAGAGAGGAGGAAGAGAGAGAGGAGGAGGAGGAGGAGGAGGAGGAAGAGGCAUAUAGCUAG